Messenger RNA from Mya arenaria, 4703 nucleotides. RefSeq lists its product as uncharacterized. The record is from RefSeq and is a predicted model, not a curated record. Gene Ontology annotation, cellular component: cytosol. The transcript has a single exon. NCBI's taxonomy places the organism in Eukaryota, Metazoa, Mollusca, Bivalvia, Myida, Myidae. The coding region runs from base 1 to 3165 and encodes 1054 amino acids. Gene Ontology annotation, molecular function: 5-oxoprolinase (ATP-hydrolyzing) activity. Gene Ontology annotation, biological process: glutathione metabolic process.
AUGACGGUGACACGCGCUGUGAUCGGAGUUGAUGUCGGAGGAACCAACACUGAUGCUGUUAUAAUUGACAAAUCUGCAGAGACAUUACAAAUUAUAUCGGAAAUAAAGACUCACACGACAGCUGAUGUGACUACCGGUGUUAGCACAGCAAUUCAUCUCGCGCUGAUUGCCUCGCGGAAAGAAAAUCGGACGCUAGCAAUACAGCAAGUCAACAUUGGUACCACGCACUUUAUAAAUGCAGUUGUUGAAGGUAAACGUCUCGCAAAAGUUGCUGUGAUAAGGCUUUGUGGAACUGCCUCGAAAAAGCUGCCACCAUUCAGUGAUUUUGAGAAGAAUUUGCUGUCAGUUGUCCGUGGUUCGUUGUUUCUGGUCAACGGUGGUUACCAAUUCGAUGGUCAAGAAAUUACGCCGGUCGAUGAAAAAGAAAUCCUGAAUUGUGUAGAAAUUUUAAAGGCGAAUGGAGAGGAAAAUAUAGUCGUGUCAGGUAUUUUCUCACCGGUACGUCAACAGCAAGAAAAUCGAGUGGUGGAACUUAUCCAGAAAGUGUACCCAGAAGCAAGCAUCACAGCUACCCAUGAAAUUGGAAAGAUUGGGCUUCUUGAGAGAGAAAAUGCUGCGGUACUGAAUGAGUGCAUCAAACCGUUAUGUUUGCAAACCAUACGCGGUUUUCGGCGGGCACUGGACGACCUUGGAAUAAAAUGUCCCUUGUAUUUAACACAGAACGACGGAACAAUUCUAAGCGAAAAAAGGGCGUUGAAGUUUCCUGUAUUCUCCUUUGCUUCCGGCGCGACAAACAGUAUGCGAGGGGCAGCUUACCUGACUGGUUUGAAAGAAGCAUUGAUAUGCGAUAUCGGUGGCACAAGCACAGAUGUUGGUAUUCUGCAAAAUGGGUUCCCGAGAGAAGCCUCGGCCGAGGUUAAAAUUGGCGGUAUCCGAACUAAUUUCCGUAUGCCGGACGUCAUCAGCAUCGGUCUUGGUGGUGGAUCUUACGUAAGGAAAGCGGUCGUCAAGGGCAAGGAACAAAUGAAGGUCGGACCGCAGAGCGCUGGAUUUCGUAUUGUUUCGGAGUCGCUCGUGUUCGCCGAGUCAUCGAAAACUGAGGGGCGGGUUGUUACAGCAACAGAUAUAGCAGUUGCGGCAGGAUUUGGUGAAGUCGGCAAUAAGGAGAGUGUAAGCCAACUUGAGAAGAAUUUUGUAAAAGAGGCUGUUGAUAAAAUCCAUAACCUGGUCGGAGAAUGCGUUGACAAAAUGAGAUUCAAUGAUAGAAAUUUGCCGCUGGUUCUAGUCGGCGGAGGAAGCAUUAUCAUUGGCAAAGAGGCAAAAUUCGAAGGAGUCUCGGAGAUCAUAAUCCCCGAACAUUUUGGCGUUGCUAAUGCAGUCGGUGCAGCCUUGAGCCAGGUUUCCGCGACCGCAGACAAAGUUGUAGAUUUAGAGCACUAUGUGGACAAACCUAAACUUGACAAGUUCCUUCAAAGUGAGUUAGAGAAACAUCCAGAUGCUGAUGAAGAUUUAAGGAGGAGUAUCACUGAAAAAUCCAGGAAAGGGUUCUACAAAGAGGCUAGAGAUAUGGCGAUAAAUGAAAUAAUCGAUGCGCUUAAAGCCGAGGCGGUUGCUUCAGGUGCGAAGGCAGAAACGCUGACAGUAGUUGAAAGGUAUGACGUCACUUUGUCCUACAUUCCAGGAAGCGCUGUAAGAAUUAAAGUCAAACUCGUCGGCGACCUGCUUGUUAAUAACGAUUCAACGGAGCAGUUCUUAGUAGAUGAGAGUGUGUAUAACAGAAAACCGGUGACCGGCGAACAAACGCAGAAACAGACAAUGACCACAACAGGAGUAGUGUUGACAGACGAAGUUAGCGGUAUUGAAGUCAGAGAGCCAGAGAUUAACCAGGAAACGGGGGAAUGGAUUCUGACACCAUACGACAUUGAAUGUCUGAGCAUUGGUGCUGGUAUAAUGGGAUGCGGUGGAGGUGGGAACCCACAUAUUGGCUAUCUUCUAGCUCUCAAAGCGCUAGAAAGUGGUAAAAAGAUGCGAGUUGUAACUCCUUCCAGAUUCAUGAAAACUGCUCACCAAGAAAACGACUUGGUCAGCAUGGUUGCCUUUAUGGGAGCACCUUUGAUUUUCUACGAAAAGCUUAUAACAGGAAACGAAACGGUCGGGGCUCUCCAGUGCAUGCAGGAUCUUUACCUUUGUGGCGAUUACGAUACAGAGGCUUGUGACUUACGCAACAAAGAUGGCGUCGAAGUAAAGAAGGAGGACGGAGUGGUUUAUAUUGACAAUUACACGAAAAGGGCUGAAAGUGGACACAAACAGAUUGGCAAAACAAACAUUGUAGCGAUCAUGAGUUGCGAAAUCGGAGGCAUGAACUGUUUGGAACCCUUGAUCGUUGGCGCCGAGCUUGAACUUCCAAUCCUUGACUGUGACGGAAUGGGACGCGCGUUUCCGGAGCUGCAGAUGUUCGCUCCGUUCAUGUACGGCUACAAGCCAUAUCCGGCAACGAUGGCCGACGACAAAGGCCGCCGGGCUGCUGUACUGAAGAUCGAUACACCAAAGCACCUCGAAGAUCAUCUUAGGGCUGUUGCCAUCAGCAUGGGCUGUAGCAGCGGAAUUAGUCUGACACAUUUACACAGGGAUGAAAUCAUGAAAUUUACGAUUCAGCAUAGUCUUAGUCAUGCUAGAAGAAUUGGCGAUACAGUUCUCCGAGCCCGUGCCGAAAACCGGGCACCAGUGAAGGCUCUCGUAGACGCUGAGCGCGGAAAGUACAUCAUGUACGGGAAAAUUGUGGACGUUCUCAGAGAAACCACUGGCGGAUUUAAUAGGGGUAAAAUUGAUAUCGAUGGCCUCGAUGAAGAUGACGGAAAGAAAAUGUCGAUUGAGUUUCAGAACGAAUUUCUGACCGUGAGGGAUGUUACCAACGGGAACAGUAAAGUACUGGUAUGCGUCCCUGACCUGAUCACAAUGAUGGACUCCGACACCGCUCAGCCAAUCCCGACAGAGGAAGUUAGCUUUGGUAUGCGUGUGGCGAUUGUCGCUUUCCGGGUGAAUCCAGUGAUGUCUUCAGAGAUGGCCCUGAAAUUCGUCGGACCCCAAGCCUUUGGACUUGACGAUGACGUGAAAUAUGUGCCCAUUGGGGAAUUCAUAGAUGACGGCCCUAUUGCACCGAAGUAGGAAGAGAAUCGAACUUCUUUGAGCGACACACGACUUAAGAUGAUAUUUUGUAUUUAACGUUCGAUAGCAUGCUACUUUUGUGCCAUGAACUUAUUCAUGUACAUGUAUAUGUUUACUUAGUGCUCAAGGACAUGCAUUUGUAUGUAUUUAACUCCGUGAGUUAUAAAAACAUUAGUUAUAUCUUUAAGGCUAUGUUCACUUUAAAUCUUUGUAACUUUUGAGUAUUUAAUACAGGGUCUCUAACGGUUGAUAAUUGCCAAGCCUGAAAAAACAUCCCGGGGUCUGAUCGAGGAAAGGCGAUCCAUGUCCGAAGCAGGGUGAAGGGUCUUAGACCCCAACUGAAAUUGUAUCCAAAUUCAUUUAUAUAUUCAUUUCAAGGUUGAUUGAUGCGUAUGUUUGAGCAAAAAGCUCUCAUCCCGAUUUCAGGAUAAAUCCUUAACCCGUAUUCACAAUUUUUCAUCAGAUAAUAGCUUUCAUAUACCGCAAACUUCACUAAACUGUUCGCUUGGUUAGCAAGGCGAUAUUUCAGUGUGAUUAUGUAAUAAACAUGCAUUUUCUUUAUAUUCCGGGUGCAUUUGGCCUUGUCCUUUGCAGGAAACUACAAUAUCACAUAAUAACUAUUUACCUCCUUACACGCACUAUUAUUGUACCAAUGAUAUGCAACAUUGAUGUUUUACAUACACUUGUAAAUUCAUUACUUCAUUUUGGCCUUAUGCUUUGCGGGAAACUGAAAUCAUGCUCAAUACCUAUUUGCCUCCUCCUUACACGCACUAUUAUUGUUACAACCAUAUGUAACAUUGUUGUUUUCAUCAAUGUAAAUUCAUAACUUUAUUUUGGCCUUGUUCUUUGCAGGGAACUGAAAUAAUACUCAAUAACUAUUUGUCUUCUUACUUACACACGUUAUUAUUAUUGUAACAAUUAUAUGUUACAUUGUUUUUUACAUACAAUUUUAUUGUAAAUUUUUAAAUAUACUUGGAUUUAGUGUUCAGGCCAAUGGAAUCGCUGGACAGAUUCACAUUCAAUCAUUUAAAAGAGGAAUAACAACCAAAAUAUUAUUAAGCAGAUUACAACUGCCAAAGUUCCAUUAAGUCACGAAAACAGUGGCCAAUUAUCCAUUUUGUCAUUAAUUGGUUUUAUUAAGCAAGUUAUUUAAAAGCUCGCACAUGCCCACUGGCUAGUAUAAAGGCAAUCAAGAGGCAUUUCGCGCUGAACACUAAAAUAGUAAGCAUUUAUUUUCGGUCUUAUAAACGUCUAGUCGGCGCCGGACUCGACCGUUUAGAAGAUCAAAAAUAAACACGAUUGCUUAGAAAACUGCGUGUAAUGUAAGGAGAUGAGAGAAAGCGAAAAAGUUUUAAGUGAUGUUAGAUAAAGAAAAAAAUAGAACGUUUUUGAUUUUUAGUUUCUGGAAGUCGUUGCAAAAUCCACUUUAUUUCCCUUUUGUGUGAGUGUUAACCUGUUUGAAUGACUUGUCCAAUAUUCACAUGGAAUCCAAUAUUAUUCCAUUUGUUUUAUUCGCAAUAAAUUGUAUUUACUCGGAA